Molecule: messenger RNA, 843 nt
Organism: Saccostrea echinata
Lineage: Eukaryota; Metazoa; Mollusca; Bivalvia; Ostreida; Ostreidae
Product: complement C1q tumor necrosis factor-related protein 2-like
Exons: 2
Coding region: 1-843 (280 amino acids)
Molecular function (GO): protein binding
Source: RefSeq, a predicted model, not a curated record
AUGUGUGAAGGGGAUAUGAGAGUUGCUAAUAUUGAGGAUGAACUCCUUCACCUGAAAAACCGUGUAGAACAACUGGAGGAAACAACACAGAAACAGUCAGAUCUGCUGUCUACCUUGCAAGAGACAGUUGACAAACUUCAAGAGACGACUCAUAGACAGGCUGGACUGAUCAUCUACCUUAAGAAGAAGAAUAGGGUAUAUGGAAGGUUAAUAGAGAAACAAACAUUCAUGCUUGUAAAGCGGGCGAGGAAGGGAGGUCAUGAUAUUGGUGACUUUGACAUUCAAAAUUUGACAAAAUUUUACACACAAAUGAAUUCUAAUAAACAUGGUGAUAAAGUGAUCAGACGAAUUUCACAACGUAAGCAUAUAACAUUGUCACAGGGCGAUCCUAUUGCUCGCAAAGAACGUCUUCUCCUCCCUUUACCAAUACCAGCAAUUACCACUGAGACCGUAGCCUUUUAUGCUUAUAUGACAUCACCUGCAACCAAUAUCGGUCCGCACCAUGUUCUGGUAUUUGAUUCUGUUAAAACAAAUGCUGGCAAUGGUUUUCAUCAAAAUACGGGCAUAUUCAUCGCCCCAAAAUCAGGAUUAUACGUGUUUUACUGGAAUAUUCGGAUCAUUAAUGAGCAGUACCAUUCCGUAGAACUUGUUGUCAACAAGGAUCAGGUUGGCGUCUUUCUCCAGCAGUCUACGACUGGGCAUAACUCACAGAGCGGAAAUCUUGCUGUUGUUCAUGUAAACCAGGGAGACGACGUGUUUGUUAGAACAAUUGCAAAUGGCCAUGUUGGGGAUGUACAUAAUGAUAACUGGGGGCGUUCAUCCUUCUCUGGUUGGCUUUUAUAA